Hippopotamus amphibius kiboko is the source of this 856-nucleotide messenger RNA. It is a transcript of the gene CMTM2, whose product is annotated as CKLF like MARVEL transmembrane domain containing 2. The record is from RefSeq and is a predicted model, not a curated record. Gene Ontology annotation, cellular component: membrane. Lineage: Eukaryota; Metazoa; Chordata; Mammalia; Artiodactyla; Hippopotamidae. The coding region runs from base 1 to 786 and encodes 261 amino acids. The transcript is spliced from 4 exons.
AUGGCUGACAAAGGCAAAAAGGGCAAAGCCGGGGCCGCACCUGCACCAGCGACACCAGCACCGGCAGCCGCAGGAGAGCCUGAGGCGGCCCCUCCUCCAGGCGACAGCGACAAGCCUGCGGAGAAGAAAGAGAAGAAAAAGUCGGAGCAGCCCAAGGAUGAAGUGGGAACGAGGAAGGGGUGUCGCCGUUACAAGUGGGAAUUCAAGGACAGCAAUAGAGAGUUCUGGGUUAUGGGGCACGCUGAGGUCAAGCUCAUUAGCUUGGGCUGCCUAAUAGGUUCUCUGAUAAUGUUCACGGGGACCACUGUGCAUCCCCUCCUGACACUCAUCAUCACCAUGGAGUUGUCCAUCUUCAUCUUCUUCAUCAUUAUCUACACCUUCGCCAUCAACAGAUACAUGCCCUUCAUCCUGUGGCCCAUUUCUGACCUUCUUAACGACCUGUUUGCCUGUGGUUUCCUUGCGAGCGCCGCAGCCUUUGCUGUGAGAAGUCGGCAAACCAUGCCAAUGCACUACAUUUAUGGUGUGGUCCUUAUUGGUGUGGCUGCACUUUUUGCUUUAAUCGAUAUUUGUCUUCAAAAGAAACACUUCAAAGGAAAGAGAAUCAAAAGGAAUGUGCUGAUUCCUCCAGGAAAGGAUAAAGAGGGUGAAAAGCCAAAGGAAGGUGAAAAGCCAAAGGAAGGUGAAAAGCCAAAGGAAGGUGAAAAUCCAAAGGAAGGAGAAAAACCAGGGGAAGCAGACAAGAAGAAGGCAGGGGCAGCACCGCCUGCAAAGGGAGGCAAGAAGUGAGACGACGGCGUCUGUGAUCGGAAGUGACAGUGUAUCUUACCACAAAACAUGUGUCCACUGUCUAACUUGU